AGUUUCCAAACAUUAUAUCUGUGUAUCACAAACCCAAAAAAUAACAAUAAUCACCAAAUAGAUCAUACUUUAACUUGGAGACUGAAAUGAUGACUUCCAAUCUUCACUUUAUUAUCAUACCUCUAAUGUGUCCAGGCCAUCUCAUUCCAAUGGUGGACAUGGCCAAACUCAUAGCACAACAAUCUGUCACAGUCACUAUUGUCAUCACACCCCGAAACGCCGAAAGAUUUGGCUCGGUCCUAGACCGAGCCAUCGCUUCCGGCCUUCCUAUCCGAAUCCUCAAGCUAAAAUUCCCAGCCUCAGACUUCGGGUUACCCGGAGGAUGCGAAAGUGUAGACGAUUUGCCCACAUUUAACCUUUCCAAAAACUUCUUUGAUGCAUCUGCUACUCUUAAACAACCACUUGAAGAGAUGUUUAACGAACUUAAACCGAAACCGAGUUGUAUCAUUUCUGAUAAAAAUUUAUCAUGGACAUCAGAUGUUGCUGAAAAGUUUCAGAUUCCUUGGGUUAUUUUCGAUGGAAUGAGUUGUUUCACUCAGUUAGCUACACAGUAUAUAUGUGUUUCCAAGGUUCAUGAAAAAGUCACUGAUUUUGACCCGUUUAUCUUGCCCGGUUUGCCGGAUGAAAUAUCCAUGACUAAAUCCCAGUUGCCCGGAUUGUUCAAUCCUGGCAACAGUGCAAAAGCGAAGGAAUUCAAAAAAGUUCGAGAGAAGAUUCGAGAAGUCGAGUUAGGAGCAUAUGGGAGCAUAGUUAACAGUUUUGAAGAGCUGGAAACACGAUAUAUCGAUGAAUAUCGAAAACUGAAGAAUGGUAGGGUUUGGUGUAUUGGCCCGUUUUCGAAUUCCAACAAGAAUGACUUGGAUAAAGCUCAGCGUGGAAACAACGGUUCACUUAACGACCAUUCGUGCUUAAAAUGGCUCGAUUCACAAAAUACAAGGAGUGUCAUCUAUGUAUGUUUAGGCAGCCUUACACGGUUAACGCCUCUACAGUUUAAAGAACUCGCUCUAGGCCUAGAAGACUCGGGUUAUCCGUUUAUUUUGGUAGUGAAAGGUGGAGGUAAAACAGAAGACAUAGAGAAAUGGUUGGCUGAAGACGGGUUUGAAUCACGAGUGAAAGGAACAGGGGUUUUGGUUCGGGGGUGGGCACCGCAAGUGCUAAUCCUGUCACAUAGGGCCAUGGGUGCGUUUUUGACCCAUUGUGGUUGGAACUCGACGAUUGAAGGGGUUUGUGCCGGUUUGCCAAUGAUCACGUGGCCUCAAUUUGCGGAGCAGUUUUUUAACGAGAGGGUGGUUGUACAAGUUGCGGGUACGGGUGUUGGAGUUGGAGCUCAACGAGUGAUGUAUUUAGAAGAGGAAGAUGCGGUCGAGAUUCAAGUAACAAAGGAGGAUGUGUGUAAGGCUGUAAGGAUAGUUAUGGAUGAUGGAGAAGAAGGAGAAGAAAGACGGAAGAAAGCAAAGUAUUUUAAGAAAAUGGCUGAGAAAGCAAUUGAAGAUGGAGGAUCAUCUCAUCUUAAUUUGAAGUUGUUCAUUGAAGACAUCAUGUUACACACAAAUAAGGGCCUUGCAGGCUAAUCAAGUUGUAGAAAAUUGCUAGUCAUCAUUUCUAUAUCAAGAUUUAUGUUCUGAUUCUUAUUUUGAUUAGUAAUCACAGUGUUUAAAUUUCGAAA
Erigeron canadensis is the source of this 1666-nucleotide messenger RNA. RefSeq names its product UDP-glycosyltransferase 73C3-like. The coding region runs from base 87 to 1571 and encodes 494 amino acids. NCBI's taxonomy places the organism in Eukaryota, Viridiplantae, Streptophyta, Magnoliopsida, Asterales, Asteraceae. The record is from RefSeq and is a predicted model, not a curated record. The transcript has a single exon. Gene Ontology annotation, molecular function: UDP-glycosyltransferase activity.